AUGGCGGAGGCUGUGGAUAUCAUGCACAAAUUUGUGCUUUCUGAGAGAGAGCUAUGUGGUACAGCUAUUGAGUUGGGGGAUGCUGAUACGGGUGUCCAGGAGUGCCAAAUGAGCCUAGUAGGGAAAGUAGUUGGGGAAAAGAUAAUCAAUUUCGUGGGGGUGAAAAACUUUGUCAAUCUGACUUGGGGAUAUCCUAUGGGGUUAUUUGUGAUGGAGUUAGGUCCUAACUUGUUUCAGUUUGUUAUUCCUUGUGCAAAUGACAGAGAAAGGAUUCUGAAUGGAGGCCCUUGGAUAGUGGACAGUCAACUACUGGUACUUAGGAGCUGGUAUGAUGGGAUUGAAGAUGACCGGUGUGCUUUUAGUUUGGCCCCUUUGUGGCUACAAGUUUGGAAUCUCCCAGUUCAUUGGAUUUCGAAAGAGGUAGGGUUGAAAAUUGAAUCUAUUUUCAAAGAGAUGAAAGAGGUUAUCAUACCCCAAGCAGGAGGAAAGGAAGAGAGACAUUUGAAGUUAUUGGUGGUGGUUGAUAUUUCCCAACCAUUGUUGAGAGGAUCAGUAGUUAAACUUAAUGGAAUGAGGAAAUGGAUCAGUUUUAAGUAUGAACGAUGCCCAGAUUUUUGUUAUGGUUGUGGUAUCAUUGGGCACAGGAAUUCCCAGGUUGAGCAGCCUAGAGGUAGAGGGAGAUCUGAUCAGGUGGUUUGGAGUUUUAAGAAUGGGAAACUGGUACGAAAAGGGGUUACUGAGGACCAUCAGGAUAAGGGUUCAGGUAUGCUAGGGGUUAAUGAACAAAGGAUCAUAAGACGAGAGGAGCAAAUUCAGGCAUUCAAAGGGCGUAAGGAGGCUAGCUCAGAGGGACCGAGUGGUACAGAGUUGGAUACCACAUCUGCGGUGGUACUAGAUAAUAAGGUUAGUGACAUUAAGGUAGCUACGGAUAGGGGGUCAGGUGAACUCACUGCUAAUAAGGAGGAGAAUAGGGAUCAGCAAACAAGUGAGGGUGUUAUAGAAGAGGGAGAUGUACGAAUGGAAGAAAGGAUGCAAGGAGAAAACACAGUUGAGGAGAGGCAAAAAGAAGCUGUCCACAAAAUGAGCAAGAGAAUUAGAAGACAACUCAAACCUCCUAGCAGGAAUAGAAAUCCGGUAGAUAAAUUUGAUGGUAGUUCUAGGAAAAUGGAGACUAGAGGAAAGAGGAAGAAUUACCAGGAAUAUGCUAACAUAGAAGAAGUUAUACACGACAUGUUGACAUCUAAAAGGAAUAAACUUGAUCAUUCGCUUGAAAUUAGAAUAGAUGUUGUUGAUGGAGGGAGGGGGACCAGCCUUAGUGGGUCCCCAAGUGUGCAAUGA
Molecule: messenger RNA, 1338 nt
Organism: Coffea arabica (coffee)
Lineage: Eukaryota; Viridiplantae; Streptophyta; Magnoliopsida; Gentianales; Rubiaceae
Source: RefSeq, a predicted model, not a curated record